UCUCGUUAUAAAAUAUUAUUAAAUCAUUUUGAGUGGGUACUUUCUAUCACAAUGACAUGGUAUUGUUUUAGAACAUGGCCAUACGCUAACAUGAAUUGCUAUUUGCAAAGGGUUUAAUAGUUAUUUUAUAAAAAUAUACAAAAAAUCAUCUACCUUCAGUUUCAGAUCAUGAGUUAUUGCCGGAUAUGUAUUUUUAAAUGCAAUUCUCCUUUGCUACAAUCAAUGAGAAGUGAAUAAAUAAUAUUAUGUACAUUACAGAGAACCUAUUCUCAUGUUUUCACGAACUAAAACUGUAUAAUUAAUGUAAAAAGAAAAUAACAAACUUUUGUCACACAAAAUUGAUCAUUACCAGCGGUAGAAUUUGAAACUACAAAAUAUCAGUGUACGAUAUUCUGUGGUUUCUCUCCCCGCGCCCCGCAUUUCAAACGACAGCCAGUUGAGCCACAGGCACGGGAGCGGAAGGCUGCGCGUUUGGGUUGGAGAAAUAUCGGACGUAGAACACUCGAAAUUUUACUUUGUCACGAAAUAUUUGUCUUUACCGUCGCCUAAGUUGUAAGUUACAAGAGCCAUGGUGAAGCCAAAGGCAAAGAAUAAGAAAACUACAGAGGAAAAGUUGGCUCAGCAAAGACUUCAUAAAAGACAAAAGUAUGAAGAGAUUAAAAAGGAUCCUGAAAAGUAUGCAGCCCAAAAAGAAAAAGAAAGGUUACGAUAUUUGAAACGCAAAGAACAGAAUAAAAUAAAGUUGAUCAAAGACUUAACGCCACGACAACAAAGACAGAAAAGAAAGCAAUGGAAAGAAAAUCGUCAACGAUAUACAGAAAAGAAGAAAAAAGAAAAAGCAAUAGAACAAAUGCUUGUUGAUAAUUCUCCGCCUACAAGUGAUUGUGAAGAAAUAGAUCCUCAACUGCCUCAGGUUAAUGAAGUUGACCCAUUAGAGGGACCGUCAACUACUAAAAUCGAAGUCGAGAAGAAUAAAAUAGAUCAGUUUAAAAGAAAAUGUGAAAACUGCGUUAAAAGACAAAAAAUAAUACGUCGCAUUCGAUACAUUUACACUAAAAGAAUUGGAAUAUUGAAAAAAGAAAUUCAGAAGGAACAAAAUGAGAAGAGGGAGCUGAAAAAAAUGUUAGAUAGACUUAGGAAAGAGAAUAUAAUUAUUAAAAAAGAUAAUCCAUCUACCGAACAGAAAAUUGAAAAUUUAUUAGAUAAUAUUGAUAAAGGCAAAAAAGAAGAAGUCAAAAAGAAGUUGAUAUUUGGUGAAGUAAUUUCUAAACAGCUAAAAGAAGGAUUAAAAAGUUUAAGAAAAACAGAAAAACGUAAAUUUAGUGAUGUAAUUGUAAAAGACAAAGAAAGGUUUAAAAAACAUAGAAUAACGACAGCAAUAAUGCCAUUUACAUUAAGAAACAAAAAAGAUGUACAUACAGAUCAGGAGAAAGAAAUAAAACGAGAAAUAGAAGACUUCUUUGAUGAUGAUAGUAAUAGUAGAAUUGCUGCAGACAAAAAAGAAUGUAUCAAAAAAAAUGGCUUGACAAAACAAAAACGCUACCUCACGGACACUUUGAUCAAUCUUCACAAAAAGUUUAAUGUAACCUAUAAAGAAGUCAGUUACUCGACAUUUUGCAAGUAUCGUCCAUUUUGGGUGGUGUAUCCGAAAGAGUCCGACAGAAACACAUGUUCGUGUGUAAAACAUGUAAAUAUGGACUUAUUAGUAAAGUCGCUUCAAAGAAAUAAAAUAAUAAAGGAACCUAACGGAUCUAUGUUGCUGGAAAGCCUUUGUUGCGAUGUUCGAAGAGAAAAGUGCCUUAAUAGAACAUGUGAGAAAUGUAAAACUAAAGUUAUCGAGUAUGGAGAGUUCUGUAAUGACAAACCUUUGAAAUAUUACCAAUGGGAAACGAAAACUGUCAACUAUGUUAGUAAGGACGAAGAUAAAGAAACUAAAAAAACAAAAAAAAGUGAAAUGGAAGAUUUGCCACUUACCAUAAUUAAAAAACUUGAAGAUUCUCUGCCACGUUAUUUCGAACACUGUUUAAAUAUUGUCCAACAAUUCAAAAAUAUAAAUAACUUAAAAAAGACCUUAACGCCCAAUGAAGCCCUCAUACAUAUGGAUUUCUCUGAAAAUUAUAUCGCAAAAUUUCAUGAGGAGGUGCAAAGCCAUCAUUUCGGUAGCAGUCCACAACAAAUCUGUCUACAUACUUCCGUUAUUUACUGGCUUGAUUCAGAAACAGGAGUUUAUAAAACUAACAGCAUGUGCACUAUCAGUGAGUGCACCAGGCACGAUGCUGAAUCCGUAUGGGCGCACAUAAUUCCUAUAAUAGAAUUUGUGAAAAGCAGCAGUACCUUGAUUGACACUUUCCAUUUUUUGACUGACAGCCCUUCCAGUCAGUAUCGGAAUCGCAAGAUAUUUUAUAUUAUUACCCAACUGCAAAACAUGUUCCCAGAAUUAAAAGCAAUCUCAUGGAACUAUAUGGAAACCGGUCACGGGAAGGGAGCUCCAGACGGAGUUGGAGCUGUCUUUAAGCGUACAGCCGAUAAAACGGUUCGAUUCGGUAGAGACAUAGGUACUCUAAAAGAUUUUUGGCUCGUAAUGAAGGAGAAAAUCAAGAACAUCGAAAUGCGUAUCGUCACAAAAAAAGAUAUUGAAGAAAGGACAACACCGAGAAAUAUAAAAACUUUUAAGGGUACAAUGUCAGUGCACCAAGUUUUAUGGUCAGCAAGUAGUUGCAUAAUGACAUUCCGAAAGCUCAGCUGCUUCUUUUGUCCAAAUGGAGUCACGUGCACUCAUGGUUAUCAUUUGGGAUUUAUGGAUGUACCCGAGGAUACUUUACCGCAGGAAAGAGAACACGUAUUGUAUGAGUUUCUGGACACAAAUACUACUCCCGAAAUGAUUGAAGAAGUCACCAGCUCACCUAAGGGACAUCUUACCAGCUUUAAUAAUUUAGAAUCAAUUCAAAAUUCUUAUCCGGACACACAAAAAGUUUCAAAUGUUAAAAUACUAUCUGAUGUUCGUUUUGACUGGUCGAACACUAGUUUUAGUGUCAAAACUCCAACUCCCAAACAGCAGAGGUUUCAAUCAAAUUUUGAAAAUUUUAUAUCUACAAACAAAAUACCAAAACAAAAAAACAAAAUUCAAAAUGAAAACCAAAAUAAGGGUUUCUUUUUUGGAUCUGAUGAUGAUGAGGAUUACAACAUAUUUUAACGAUGAACAGACUGAUGAGUGCCGGCGCAGUGCCGAUCAGUAACGUAUCUAUCAAUAUCGGCACCGAUGUCGGAAUCGUAUCUAAUAGUAGAAAAUAUGAGUACAAAUACCGUAAAAAGACUGAUUGAUUGACUGAUAUAAUGUUAAAAUUAAGAUUUAGAUUUAUUUUACGACAUUUUGAUUAAAAGUUUUCAUUUGUUUCGGCUUUUUAGAUAUUUGUUCAAACAAAUAAGAUUGAAAUUAAGAUUUAAGUUUUUGUUUUUUUUUUUUUUUUUAAGAUCAUCUUAACUCUGAUUUGUUUUUGAUUUUAUAAAUAAAUAAAACGUAAAAAAAUAUUUGUCUUUUAAUGUCUUACCGAACCCAUUUUUAAAUCAUUACCAGUAUAAAUGCGUCACUACCGUCUUCUCUAUUGUCAUUACCAUCACUAUCGAAGUCAUUGCCGGUUCGAAAAAAAAAUUAAAUCCCUUAUAACUUCUAAGUUUAUGUGUGCAAUUAGUUAUUAAUUGGCAAAAGCAUAAAGAAUUAUGCAUAUUUCACAUCUAAGAGUCAAUUUUUAAAGUUUAAAAAAUUCUCUCACUUUCUCCAAAUACGCACGAAAUGAAAGAAUUAC
This is a messenger RNA of Helicoverpa zea (corn earworm), 3803 nucleotides long. RefSeq lists its product as uncharacterized. The coding region runs from base 569 to 3193 and encodes 874 amino acids. The record is from RefSeq and is a predicted model, not a curated record. NCBI's taxonomy places the organism in Eukaryota, Metazoa, Arthropoda, Insecta, Lepidoptera, Noctuidae. The transcript has 2 exons.